Messenger RNA from Oppia nitens, 597 nucleotides. RefSeq lists its product as uncharacterized. Gene Ontology annotation, biological process: regulation of transcription by RNA polymerase II. The transcript has 3 exons. The record is from RefSeq and is a predicted model, not a curated record. Gene Ontology annotation, cellular component: nucleus. Lineage: Eukaryota; Metazoa; Arthropoda; Arachnida; Sarcoptiformes; Oppiidae. The coding region runs from base 1 to 597 and encodes 198 amino acids.
AUGUCAACCGAUUGUCACCGAUAUUUGUCUCAGUUUGUCGACAUCACUGCCGACACGAUAGACAUCUUAGUUGAAAAUGGUUUCACUUCAUUAAAUACAUUGUUGGCCAUCGAUUUGGACAAACACUGGCAGUAUUUACCGCCGCAGAUAUCUAUGGCACAGAAACUACUGUUGGGACAGGCAUUGGGAAAACUUGAGGCAGAAAUAACCGAUGAUAACGACAACAACGUUAAUAUUGAAAAGUCGGAUAAUAAUAAUAUUGAUGUAAAGGACAGUAUUACUGUAAAUUGUAUCAGUCGACCAUUUAUAUGCAAUUACGACAAUUGCAACAAAACUUAUAAAAGAAAAAAACAUUUGCGUCAACAUAUGAAUUGUGUUCACACGACUGGCCAACGAUUUGAUUGCAAAUACAAUGAGUGCAACAAAUCGUUUGCUAACAAACACUCUAAACGUAUGCAUGAGAGACGGUUUCACGAGAAUCGCCGACAAAAUCAUUCAAUGCCACAACAGCAACAACACAACGUACCUAAAGUGGAAACCAAACCGGAUAUUAAACCGGUAUUUCUGUUAUCGUGGACUCCGAAGUCGUCUCAAUAA